Yamadazyma jaroonii is the source of this 1992-nucleotide messenger RNA. The record is from the annotation of a GenBank genome assembly. Lineage: Eukaryota; Fungi; Ascomycota; Pichiomycetes; Serinales; Debaryomycetaceae.
AUGCACAAACGAUUAAGAUUUCAAAUCAUCUUAGUCUUACUAAUAAUUGCCACUUUAGUGUACCAUCUAUCACAUUAUAACGAGAAAGAUUUCAAGAAUGUUCUUUAUACUAGCAGAAAAUCAUUUCAAAAAUUGCUCAAGAAUCGAAUAUCCAUUGAUCAAGUAAUCAUUCCUAAGGAUGUUAAUACUGAUCUAGUCCAAUCGGACAACAAAUUCACUUUUGAUGGGGGCAGUAGUCUUACUAAUAAAGUAAAGAAAUCAAAAUACGAGAAUCACGAACUAACGGUGUAUAAUGAUCUUAAUGAUAUAGGUUUGAAUUUGGAAAAAUGUAAUAAGAUAGAGAAUCAUUUAAGGGUAGGUAUUACAGAUGCAACCAGUGUUGAUGUGUCUCUAGUGGAGAUAUUAACCCAAUUUCUACAACAGUACCAAACAAAUCCUUACUAUGGUGAAAUAGCACCAUUAUUCAUCCAAGAAUUGAAAUUGCAACUAAAGUUUGGUGUGGUGGAACAUUACUGGUAUAGGUUAGCAGGUUCUUCAGUCUGGUUAGAACAAUACCAAGCACAUUUCAUGAUAUCAAGAAUACUAUAUACUCCUAGUGGUCUGAGAAAUCAACCUUUAGUCAGUUUCACUUAUGGACAAUUAUUUGAUAAGGACUGGCAUGAACUCACUAAUACCAAGAUUAUCGUACCUACCAACUUGAAAGAAGGUGCUAUCGAGGAUAAUGGAAAGUUUUUUAAGGAGAUCUCAUUCCCUUACUUUUUACCUAUACCGUUUUGGCACGAUUAUGAUGAUUCAAAAGGACGUUAUUAUGGACCUGAAGAUCCUCGAAUAAUCCUUGUGAAUAAUGAUGGUUAUGAAGAACCUUUGAUCAUAUUCAAUGCCUAUCAUCGUAAAUUUACUCAUUUUGACGAUGAUUUCGAUUCUAAAAUUCUACUUAAGUCAAGAUUUUUCCGUUCAAUUUUCAUUUGUUGGCCCUGGAAAUUUCAAAAAGGUAAGUACAAUACAGAUGGAUUCUCAAAUGAUGAUUUUGAUAAUCGUCUUUACAACAAAGUAAUAGAGUUGAAAAUAAAAAACUUGGGGAGACAGAAAAAUCAAAAGAAUUGGACUCCUUUCCUCGUAUCUGAAGAAAAGAAUUUCAUUUAUUUCAUCUAUAGGUGGUCAAAUUUGGAAGUGUUGAAAUGUGACUUGGCUCAUGGAACUGGUAUUUGUUCCUUUAGUUAUCGGUUAAACAGGAAAUUAUCUACCAAAGCUGGAGUAGGUCCAUUACGUGGAGGUACACAGUUGAUUAAUAUCAACUCCAUUCUCGAUAAAAAAUUCAUUCCUAAUAACAGGGAAAUAUGGAUAGGUUUUGCAAGGGCCCAUUUGGAUAAAUGUGGUUGUGGUAAAGAUAUGUAUCGACCCAAUUUGGUGGUUUUGACCAAAGAUACUCUUGAGGGGCAAAAUCAUUACAAAAUAGCACUUAUAAGCUCGUCGAUAUCUUUUGACGUACCAAUGGUAGCUUGGGAUCUUCUGAAUCCAACGAGUAUGUGUGAGGCUGGAUCUCCAAACGUUUUACUCCCCAAUGGAAUUGGAUCAUGGGAUGUGGAAGUUAAAGACCGUGAAGUAGAAGAUCAUUUAUUAUUAACCCUAUCAAUUUCUGACUUCACCGUCCAUAGAAUUUAUGUUAAAGGAUUAUUGUCGCAACUUUUAUCCAAUAAUAACCAAAUCUUUAGUGACCAACCCACUUUGGAACAAGUUCAACAUGACUCACAUGGCUUCAAUAAUGACAAUAUAGUGUGUGGACUAAAAAAAGCUACAGAGUUUUGUAAAGAUUAUGGACUUCAAGUUUUCUAUCACCAACCAGAAUUUAGCUAUAUAGAUUAUUUCAAGAAUUUGAAAGAGUCAAUCAAAGAAAAUUUCAAUGUUGAUCAAUUCAUUGAUUAUCAAGAGAAUAGCGACAUAGAUUCCUAUAAGCAUGCAUUGUAUCAUCAACAACUUCAAUCACUUGAAUAA